CGCAAGUUACAAACCUAAAAAUUGGAAAAAACAAAUAACAUUUCUUUUCGGUGUAAAAUUGAUAUAAACAUUGCAAAAUAAUGUCUAAAGAAACGUUAGAAAUAAUUCUUUUUUAAGAAAAGUUCAUUAAUCAGAAUAUGCAAAUGUAUUUACAUUGAAUAAUAAAUUAACUUUUCGGCUACUUGCAGUAUUAUUUUUGUAAUUUUCGCUAAAAGCUAGAUGAACACGGAACUGCCUAUCAAAUAGAAUAAAUGCAUAUCAACGUUUUUCGGCAACUUUAACUCAAACAACGUCAAUAUGCGCAAUGUACGAAAAUUAUUGCGCAAGCUCAUCUGGGCAACUCUGUUACUCUUUUUCGCAAUAUCUGCUUUAGGAUUUUUUCUAAAUGGACCACGAGAAUAUGGAGACAACAAAUUCAAACUGCAAAAAAUGGAGGAGUCAAUUAAAUCACCAAUGAAUCAAGGUGAAUGCAAAAUUCCCGAUCUACCAAUAGAUAAUCCAGAGAUAAUGGCAUUCUAUAAGGAAACCCAAAAAAUCGAUUGUGGAAAUAAUCUAGAUGAUUGGGUUACAUGUGAGAAAUCGAUUUGUUUUGUCAAACCUGAGAUAACUGCGACCAAGGGUGAAGUGAUUUGCUCAUUCACCGAUAUAAUUCGAAAGACUGAUUACAAAGCCAAGUAUGGCAAGAUAACAAAAACUAAAGAACCUUAUGUUUUGCAACAAUCCGAUUUUGUGAAAGUUGCUUGUAGCGCUCAAAAUGGCGAUAGAUGGUAUGGAAUGGCAGCUGGAAUCCGUGAUACUGUUCAUAGAUCAGUAGAACAAACAGAAUUCCCACUCUACAACGUACUUAUGCUUGGUUUCGAUUCGUUAAGUCGAAACGCAUUCAUGCGAAAAUUACCAAAGACUUAUGAAUUUCUAGUCAAAGAAGCUCAAGCAAUGGUAUUGCAGGGAUACAAUAUCGUUGGAGAUGGAACACCACAAGCUUUGAUUCCAAUUUUAACUGGACGAAUGGAAUUGGAAUUGCCGGAAACGAGAAAACGCAAAAGAAACUCUGUAUCAGUGAAUGCGUAUCCAAUGGUGUGGAAGGAAUUUGAACGUAAUGGAUAUAUGACAUCCUUUAAUGAAGAUCUCCCAAAAUACGGUACAUUUACAUAUCGUAUGAAUGGUUUCGAUGAACAACCAACUGAUCAUUAUCUGAGAACAUUCUAUCUCGAAGUAGAGAAUAUAAUGCCUUCGAAUAAGAAAUUUUGUAUUGGCUAUCAACCAGGACAUCUUCUAAUGCUCGAUUAUACGAGAAAUUUCAUGGCCAAAUAUUCUGAUAAUCCGCGAUUUGUCUUCAGCUUCCACGGGGAGCUCUCACAUGACUCUAUCAAUAUAAUUGGCAGUGCUGAUGAUGACCUUGUAGAAUGGCUAACUAACCUCAAGGCAAAAAGGCUAUUAGAUGAUACAAUACUUAUUGUAAUGUCUGAUCAUGGAAAUAGAUUUUCUGAUGUUCGUAACACUCUGCAAGGUAAACAAGAAGAACGUUUACCAUUUUUCAGCUUUGCUUUCCCCGAAUCAUUUAAAAAUCGACAUCCACAGGAAUAUCGUAAUUUUGAAGAGAAUGUCAAUCGGUUGACUACACCCUUUGACAUCCAUGAAACUCUCAUCGAUAUUUUAAGUAAGAAUUUAAAACGAAACCCAUUCAAAACUGAAUUCUAAUUUUCAUUUCUUUUAGAUAUUCAAUCAAUUGAUGAUCGUACAGCUACAGAUUCUCCAAAAAAUAUCCCCAGAGGAAUAUCUCUAUUCAAACCUAUUCCACAAAAUCGUUCAUGUGCAAGUGCUUUCAUCGAACCGCAUUGGUGUGCAUGCCUAGAUUGGCGACAAAUUAACGAUACAUCAACGCCUCUCAUAAGAAAAAUCGCUCAAAGUAUGAUCACAACAAUCAAUGAUGCUUCCAAUAGUUUCCGUGAAAUUUGCGAACCAUUUGAAUUGAAAUUAAUUAAUUGGGCAUUGAAACUAACUCCGCACAAAGAACUUCUGAAAUUUAGAAAAAAUAAAGAUAUCGAUGGAUUCUUACCGGAUCUCUCGUCCGAUAUGGAUGUCCAUGAGGAAUUCUAUCAAAUACAGGUCACACUUAGUCCUGGCGAUGCACUCUUCGAAGCCAGUGUCAGCUAUAAUCUCAAAGACUUUCAAGCCUCAACAAAACUGUCACAGGUGUCACGGGUAAAUAAGUAUGGCAGUCAGGCAAACUGUAUAUACGACACAAAUCCAGAACUGAGAAAGUAUUGUUAUUGCAAAUAAAUAAAUAAAAAUUGCAAUUUACUUAAUUCAGUAUUGAUAUUAAUGCAAUCUCUUAUUUAAAAAAAAAAAAAAACAAAAAUCGGUCAUGCAACGUUUUUUAUAUACAUAUUUGUUUUUAUUAUAAAAAAAUAAACAUGGCUUUUGUACAAAAACAUAUUUAUGGUUUAAAGAUGAAUAAAAUAGUGUUAUUUUAAGUUU
Molecule: messenger RNA, 2478 nt
Organism: Episyrphus balteatus (marmalade hoverfly)
Lineage: Eukaryota; Metazoa; Arthropoda; Insecta; Diptera; Syrphidae
Exons: 7
Coding region: 298-1698 (466 amino acids)
Source: RefSeq, a predicted model, not a curated record